Messenger RNA from Owenia fusiformis, 1150 nucleotides. The record is from the annotation of a GenBank genome assembly. NCBI's taxonomy places the organism in Eukaryota, Metazoa, Annelida, Polychaeta, Sabellida, Oweniidae.
CAACAGUCACAAAAACGACUAUUGAAUCAAAAUUAGAAAUAAUAAAGACAUUUCCUGACGUCACUGUUUGCAAUUUGUUUGGUCUCGCUCAUGUGAAUAAAACUCCAAGAACAGCGAAGAGGUAUAAACCAAGAAUCACGAGGCUUAUAACCAAAUAUGGGUUACCCAAGGACUUCUACAAUUCUUUUAAGGCAUAUGCAUCUUUUUUGACUGAAGCUGAACGUUAUGAAGCUGGACACAAAUUUCAUGAUUUUAUCGUAGACUGCAAAAAGAUAAAUAUGAUUUCAGGUUUUAAUGAUACAUGCCCAGAGAACAUGCACGUAUUAUAUACUGAUUUAACAUAUUUAAACUGUUAUACAAUACAGCUCCAAAAUGAUGCUGCUCUUAAACAUAUCACAACUGGAAUCUCUCUUACGCUUAACUUAAAUCAUUACAACUUGAAUGUCAGCCUUUUUGAUUUGAUCGAUGGAAUGCCUACUGAACGAGGUAUCGCAGUUUACAUUCAUGAACAUAAUACCAUGCCACCUUAUCAAAACCCAUUGAAAAUCUCACCCGGGCAUGCUGUUAAUCUAGAAAUCGAAAUAGAAGAUGCGAUAAAACUACCACCCCCAUAUGGCACCUGUAUGGAUGGAUCAGAUACAAAGUACACUGUUGCUGGGUCAGAACUGAAGAAUUAUUCGUAUACUAUGUUAUCUUGUGUUCAUGACUGUGUCCAGACUUUAAUUCUUGAACAUUGUAAAUGUGUGUCGCAAGAAUAUCCAUUGUUCAGAGGUCAACCAAUUUGCCUGAAUGCACAAAAUAGGGUACCGAGGAUUAUCAAUGAGACUGAUUGUUUAUUCGAAUUAUUGGGGAAGAAUUCUGAGUUUCAGUGUCUUUCUGAGUGUAAAGAACCAUGCAGAGGAACAUCAUAUAAAUAUACCACAAGUCAAUCAAUCUGGCCUAAUGAAGCCUCUCAAUUGGAUAUCUACAAGAAGUACAUUCAGAAAUCAAAAUACCAGCAUUUUUACGAAGAAUAUGAAGAUUUACUCACACGGGGGAAGUAUACAUUAUUCGAAAAAGGAAAGAAGCUUGAACAGCUAAACACACUAAAAAAUAAUAUGGUGAAGUUGGACAUUUCUCUAGCAUCAACUUCAAAGAUUAUUCGACAAGA